Penicillium brevicompactum is the source of this 1647-nucleotide messenger RNA. RefSeq lists its product as uncharacterized. The transcript has 2 exons. The record is from RefSeq and is a predicted model, not a curated record. Bases 1 to 1647 code for a protein of 548 amino acids. NCBI's taxonomy places the organism in Eukaryota, Fungi, Ascomycota, Eurotiomycetes, Eurotiales, Aspergillaceae.
AUGGACUUGUCCCAUCUAACAAGGCCUGGUAUCCUCUGCCAGUGCUCCCGGUGCUCUAGUUCGCUAGCCGCACUGGAGAACGAAUGGGCUAAACUUUCUAAUGCCUACUCGAUCCCUACAGCAUGGCUCAGUGUUGACCUCCACCGUAUCUCCGUGUCCUCGGAGCGGAAGCAAAUUCCAAACACAUCGGACAUGACUCUUCUGCGCGGGCGCGUCAUCCAAGAAGUGUCUUGCAAGUUAUGCCAACAAAGGAUGGGGGUUCUGUGUCCCCUGGACAAUGGGAUGAAUAUCUUAUGGAAGAUGUCCAAAGUCGCUUUCAGGGAAAUUGUCACCAUGCGAACCGUGCAACCCUUGUUCAAACAGGGGGUCCUCGAACGAUUGAUAUGCCCACCGAAAGAACCUCUUCGCCGAAAUUCUGACUCUUUCCAAGACAACGCUAUGGUCCCAGCCGGCGAUACCGAUACUAAGUCUCUCGAUCCCUCAGUGACAAAACAAAUGCUACACCAAGGUAGAAGCAUCGACCAAAUCUCAAAUUCGGUGAAUCACCUUCAAGAUACAAUGUCGGAUCUCAAACACUCUUUUACGGCACUUCGAAUUGAGCUGAAUGGCCCCAGCAGGAACAUGGGGGAGGGAUCCCGGCUUCAGGGCCACGAUUUCGAUAUGAUCGCGACUGUGCUCAAGGAGCUCAAGUCGAAAUCAGAGGAGAUUGAGAAACUGAAGUUGGAGAUUGAAGCUUUGAAGUUGAAGAACCGAUAUAUGGGGGUGGCCCCUUCACAGCAGCAGGAUUCCCUGUCGGUCAUAAACAUGAAUGCUGCGCUUCCAGAGGUUCGAAGCCCUGGCUUGCUCCAGGCAGGUCGCAAGCGCACCUGGCCCGACGCAUUCCCUAUUGAUCGUCAGCAAUCAAUCGCUGAUUCAUUUGAUGAGGAUGACAUGGUGGACGAAUUUGCAUUAUCUGACCCUGCAAUUCAUCCGGCUCGUAUUCCACUCAAUGACCGGAGCUCACAGCCCAUCACCAACGGCUACGCCCCAGAACAUCAGGUGGGGCCGGGGCUUCAGGUUGAAAUUUCUGGGAUGCCUCCGAACUACCUGAACACACUUCCGACUCAGUCUCAGUCUGUCUCACAGUCCAUACCCAAACGUCCGCGCUUGAAUCAAGAUUCCGAGAACGGUACACAAGCUGUGGUACCUGCACCUGCACCUGCACCUGCACAGCGAAGACCUGGCAGACCGCGAAAAUCGAUCAGCCAGCCAAACAACCCCAACACCACCCAAUCACCAAAUACCGCACCAUCUAGCACACAGGAUGAUGCUGAAUGGAACCCCCCGACUGGUACAUUGAGACGUCGCCAAUCUCGUCGCAGUCUUCAUGAACAAUCUUUGGUUCCGACUCCCAAGGAUCAAAUUGGAUCUGAGGACACACAACAAUCGCAGGAUCCAACAAAUAACCUCGAACCCCAGCCAGCGCCCAACAAGAAGAGCAAGCGCAACACUGGGUCUCCGAACGGAACUCGUACUGGCGGCCCGGAUAACAGUACGGAUGAGGCUGGCAUGGAAGAGAAGCGAAAAGCCAAAGUCGCGGCGCGGGACGUCAUGGCUAAAAUGGCACUACAACAUGAAGAGGCCCUGGAAUCCGGGAACCAACAAUAG